Pelodiscus sinensis (Chinese soft-shelled turtle) is the source of this 1242-nucleotide messenger RNA. The record is from RefSeq and is a predicted model, not a curated record. NCBI's taxonomy places the organism in Eukaryota, Metazoa, Chordata, Testudines, Trionychidae.
CUGCGGGGGCUGGCGCUGGCCCGGCUCCCAUGGAGGAGGAGGAGGAGGAGGAGUGCCCCGAGCUGGUUCCCAUAGACGGUCAGGAGGUUGAGCGGGCAGAAGAGGCUGAACGUGGCCACAGCCCCAAGAUACCAGUCACCAUCAUCACGGGCUACUUAGGUGCUGGGAAGACUACUCUUCUUAACUAUAUUUUGACAGAACAACAUACCAAAAGAAUAGCAGUUAUUCUAAAUGAAUUUGGAGAAGGCAGUGCCUUGGAGAAAUCCUUGGCUAUAAGUCAAGGUGGUGAACUCUAUGAAGAAUGGCUGGAGCUUAGAAAUGGUUGCCUGUGCUGUUCAGUAAAGGACAAUGGCUUGAAGGCUAUUGAGAAUCUUAUGCAGAAGAAGGGAAAAUUUGACUACAUACUACUAGAAACCACUGGAUUGGCAGAUCCAGGUGCUGUGGCCUCCAUGUUUUGGGUUGAUGCUGAACUAGGAAGUGACAUAUAUCUUGACGGUAUUGUAUCUAUUGUUGAUGCUAAGUAUGGACUGCAGCAUUUGACAGAGGAAAAACCUGAUGGCCUUGUCAAUGAAGCAACUAGGCAGAUUGCACUAGCUGAUCUAAUAAUCAUCAAUAAAACAGAUUUGAUUUUACAAGAAGAACUGAAAAAAUUAAGAACAGCUGUCAGGUCAAUAAAUGGGCUUGUCAAAAUUUUAGAAACUCAAAGAUCAAGAGUUGAUCUCUGUGAAGUUUUAGACCUUCAUGCUUUUGACAGCUUAUCUGGAUUAAGUUUGCAGAAAAAGCUGCAGCAUGUACAGACCACACACCCACAUCUAGAUAAAAGUAUUGUUACAGUUACAUUUGAAAUAUUAGGAAACACAACUGAAGAAAAUCUAAACGAAUUUAUUCAGAAUCUUCUGUGGGAGAGGAGUGUGAAAGACAAGACAGGUCAUCCCAUGGAGGUCAUAAGACUCAAGGGUUUGGUAUCUAUUAAAGACAAACCUCACCAGGUGAUUGUCCAAGGGGUACACGAAUUGUAUGAUCUAGAAGAAACCAUGGUAAGCUGGAAAGAGGAUGAUGAAAGAACAAACAGAUUAGUUCUAAUAGGCAGGAACUUGGAUAAGGAUAUCCUUAAACAAGUAUUUAUAGCUACCAUGACAGAGAAACAGGAAAACAGUUGACAUCAUACCACAAAGAAAAAGAAAAAUCUGUUCUCAAUACUGCUAAUUUUAUAAUAAAGACUGAAUAACAUGCAGUACAGCA